UGCAAGUACUCAAACCAGGUUCAAACGUCUGUCAGACAGGGGAGAGUCAGGAGAGUCGAGAGAGAAAGUAUACACACAAAACUUGGACAAAGUAGGAGUCAGUAAAUGUGGAAUAGCUUUGGAUUUUGUUAACCAUUCAAAGAAAGCAACAGUAAAAACACUGGGUAAAAGAGACAGAGGGGGAGACAGGGAGAGAUAGAGAGAGUUUUGAGAAGAAUGGGCUCCCCUGUGCACUUUACAACUCUGUUGUCUGUAGUGCUGUAUGUAACAAGUAUACAGACUCAGGAUUUGAAGGAUCAGGAUGUACUGUGCAAUGAGAACAGCUGUUUAGUGCUCUACUCGCAGCGAAAACUCUUCCUGGAUGCCUGGCGCAGCUGCAAAAGCCAGGGGGGCAAUCUGGUCACCAUCACGAGUCCACAGGAGGCUAGGAUGGUAGAGACUCUCUUUUCUAAAAUAGAACUGAGGGACAGCGACCGCAUGCGGAUAUGGAUUGGUUUGCAAAGGCUGCCCCGCAAGUGCUCAAAAGCCAGUCCGAUGAGGGGCUUUACCUGGGUCACCGGAGAGCAUGAAACCUCAUACACCAACUGGCAGGAUGAGGAGUCCCUGGCCAUCUGCUCAACUCCACGCUGUGUGGCCGUGAGUUACAGUACUCAUGCUCUGGAACUCCAGAACAACUUGAAAUGGAAGGAUGACCAAUGCUCCAUGCCUGUGGAUGCCUACUUGUGCAGGUAUGCUUUUCCUGGUAUGUGCCAACCUAUUAUGAGUGAAGGAGCUGGGAAUGCAUUGUAUAAUACUCCGUUUCAACUUGUUACUGCCUUCUUGACCCAAAUUCCUCCUGGAUCAUCGGCAACUGUGCCCUGUAUUACUAAGGGUGACCAGACAGUGCAGUGUAUGCAAAUAAAGGCUGGGACUGUGAGUUGGAACAGAGAACCUCCUUACUGCUAUGAUGAUCCCAAGACAAGCUGGUGUGAUAAGGACAAUGGUGGCUGCAACCAUAACUGUAUAGAGGAUGGCGAGCAUGCCUACUGUGAAUGCAAUGAAGGAUUCCUCCUGGCUGAAGAUCAGAUAACCUGUUUUCCAAUUGACCCAUGCCAAGGAGCUCCCUGUGAAUUUGAAUGCCUGGCAGUGAUGGAGAGUUACCGCUGUGCGUGCCCAGAUAGCUACAUGUUGGCACCAGAUGAGCAGCACUGUGUGGAUGUGGAUGAGUGCCUGCAGAGCCCAUGUGAAUACAUCUGCAUAAACACUCCAGGCAGCUUCGAGUGUCACUGUCGGGAUGGCUAUCAGUCAGAGGAGGGCACUUGCGAGGACGUGGACGAGUGUGCGGAGUAUCCAUGUGAGCAUGCUUGUGAGAACGUAAUGGGUUCCUACAUUUGCCAUUGCCAUCUUGGCUAUGCUCCUCUGCCAGAGGACCCAAGUCAAUGUCAUGAUAUUGAUGAAUGUCAGAUUGAAGGAACCUGUGAGCAGAUGUGUCACAAUUACAUUGGGGGCUUUGAAUGCUUUUGUGGACAGGGUUAUGAGCUUCAACCUGACAAUUCAUGUAGACUCAUUGAUGAAGAUGAACAACACUCUACAGUAACUGCUUCCUACCCAUUGAUCACACAUCUUCCUCACCCUAUUUGGGAACCUGAUGGCACGGAGUACCCCUGGACUGAGGAUUCUGACACUGACUGGAACAGCAAGUCUCCAGAUGGGCUUUAUAAUCUGGAUAGUGUUCCCACACACCUGCCAUGGUUCACCACUGCUCACCAGAAAGAGGCUGAAAGCACCCAUUCAAUUGAAAGCUCUCCUGGGAUCAUUAGUGUGGAACGGGAUGAGGUGGAUCUGCCAGUGACUUCCAUGGAAAACUUUUUACCUUCUACAGCAACUCCAGUGCCUGACUACUAUGAGGAUGAGAGUACCACAGAACCCACAGCACUGCCCACCACUACUGUGGGAGGUGGUGCUUGGAAAUGGUCACGGACCAGUCCUACUUCAAAGGGGCUGAACAAAGUGCAAACCACUCAAAGCCCUCUCACAACUCUUGAUGGAGUCUUCGACUAUAAAAUCAACAAAUUGGGCCCAGAAUCACAAACCCAGUUGAUCUUGUUCACUGAGGGAAAAGAGGAACCCAUUAAGGAUAGUAGCAACUGGCUGCUGGUCGGGCUGCUGGUACCGCUCUGCAUCUUCAUUGUGGUGAUGGCCGUGCUGGGUAUUGUCUACUGCAGACGCUGUACUGCCAAGCCUCAGAACACGAAAGCCCCCGAUUGCUAUCACUGGAUUGCUGGUGCCGGUGACAAAGCGGCAGCUGAUAUGGCAGGCGGUAGGGUGUAACCAAUCUGAACAAAGGUAGGGAAACAAACCUGGACAUAAAGCUUUCACAGCAAAAGGUGGGCCAAAUGAACUAGCCGAAGAGCAAUGCCGAUCCAAUCCUCACAGAAAUGUAUUAUUUGUGGAUAUUUAUAUGGGAUAUGUAACAUGGCAAGGGAGGUGACACUAAGAAACUGAAAAGCCUCUGCUGUUCCUUAAUAGACAACCGAAUCUGUUCUUCUUUUGCCAACCCUGAUCACCCUGAUCUCCUGAAAUUGUUACUCAUUCAUUUCUUUCAUAAAUAGCUAAUGGGAAAAGAGACUUUAAACCUUUUCACAUAUUUAUUUUUGGUUUCAAAGAGCACUCCACCAGAAUAUUGUCAUUUUAAAAUACAGAAGAGAUGCAUCCUCAAGUCAUUUGUUGUGAAAGAGUUUUUGCAUUGGCCACAAAAAUAUUAUUUGUUUCUACUCUCUGGGCCAGAUGUGAUGGAUUACAUUUAUGCUGUAGAUUAAGUGAGAUGGGGACCUAGUGCAGUACUGUAAAGUUUCAGAGGCAAUUUAAUGCAUAUUUUCCAUAGAAAGAACAAAGUUUAUCAUGACACAGAAUUUUCCCAUUGAGUUUUAAUCAAUAAUCAAGUAUUAGUGAGUGGUAACAUUGUCUGUACUUUGGCUUCAUUGGGUUUAUUAAAAACAAACUAUCACAGCAUCUCCAGGGAAUAAACUUAUGUCAAGAAUCUUAUGGUAAAUUGUAAAUUUUGCUAUACUUAUUGUAAAAUAUAUUUGCAAGAAUGUAAUUGUGGCAGAAUCCUAAUGAGCAAUUCAUUUUGAAUCUCUUCUCUCUCUCAACUCAGUUGUGUUUUUAGACAUGCAACUUAUGCUACACAAACAAGCAAAAACUGUCUAAGCACACUGACUGUGACUCUUUUGUGGCCAGAAUCACAUGGCUCAUACAAUUCUGUGGCAAAGCCAAAUAUUACUGAAAGUUGUUGAAAAAUCUGUAAAUGUUGAAGAUUUGCUUAUGAACAGUCCUUGUUGAACCAAACUUUCCAUUUUAUUACCUUUUGCAGUUUCUGCCCAUUAAAAUGUGAUUCCACUGUGA
This is a messenger RNA of Electrophorus electricus (electric eel), 3384 nucleotides long. It is a transcript of the gene cd248a, whose product is annotated as CD248 molecule, endosialin a. The record is from RefSeq and is a predicted model, not a curated record. Gene Ontology annotation, biological process: cell migration. Gene Ontology annotation, cellular component: extracellular matrix; external side of plasma membrane. Gene Ontology annotation, molecular function: calcium ion binding; extracellular matrix protein binding; extracellular matrix binding. Lineage: Eukaryota; Metazoa; Chordata; Actinopteri; Gymnotiformes; Gymnotidae.